UCGGCCUAGCUACAGUGAUCCCCCUUCGAAUCAUGUGUUUGUAAAUUCAAUCCAUCCAAUCAUAGAGCCUCAAAAUUGGUCGUGCCUGCCCAGAUGACCGAUGAGCAGAAGCUGAGCACUUUCAUGGAGCGACAUGGGGUGCGUGAGGAGGUGGCCCGCCGGUACUUAAGUACCAACAACUGGUCCUUGGAUAUAGCCAGCAGCACCUACGAAUCGGAUGCGGCGGCCAAAAAGGAGGAGCCCGUCGAGUCCACGCAGGUGGAAGAUGGGAGUCAUCGGGAUCUGCAGUCCCUGCUAAGUCACCAUUCCCGAAGGCGGGACAACAACCAGGAUGGCUACCAGGCCGGAGCCUCCGGAAGCUCAUCCGAUCACGAGGUGUCUUUGGUGGGCAAGCGGGUACACAUCAACAACUCCACGCCGGCCAUAACCAACCACGAUAGCGAUCGGAGUCUGAGGGUCUGGGGUCAUGGCGUUCGUCUCGGCAGCGCCCAUCCCAUCAUUCCACCUCCCCGGUCGGCGACCGAAGAUUCCGAGUCCGAGCCCACCGACGACGAGCACACCAUUGUGGUGCUCCACCUUUGGUCGGAGGGAUUCUCCCUGGACGAUGGCUCCUUGAGGCCGUACUCCCUUCCAGAAAACGAACGGUUUCUUCGCGCAGUCCUAAGUGGAGACUUUCCGGAGGAGAUGCUCCGGGUGCCCAGGGUCCAGCUCAGCGUGCAGGAUCACACCAACGAACCCUAUCGGCAUCUCUCGCGGAAACAGUUCAUGGGACCUGGUAGACCGCUGAACAGCCCUCCAUCCAGGAUUGUGGUGGGCAUGCUGCCCCUGCCAGUGGAGCCCCAGAGCCUUCAGCUCAACGAAAGAGCCGCCAUUACCACGGUGCAGUUGAGGAUGGCGGAUGGAAGUCGCGUGGCAGGACGCUUCAAUCUCACCCACAAUGUUGGAGAUCUGUAUCGGUACGCUCGACUUGCCAGGCCCGAGUACUCCAGCCGAAACUUCGUGCUCCUGACUGCCUUUCCGCGGCAGGAACUCCUCGAAACGGACACCCGUACUCUGGUCCAGGCCAAUCUGUGCAACGUGGUGGUCAUCCAGCACCUGAACGAGGAGCAGGCGGAGCCCUUGUCCAGCGAUGCUUCUGAGAUGGUAGAGAAAUAAAGGGCAAGAUAUAUAUUUUAUUAAAAA
Molecule: messenger RNA, 1182 nt
Organism: Drosophila biarmipes
Lineage: Eukaryota; Metazoa; Arthropoda; Insecta; Diptera; Drosophilidae
Product: UBX domain-containing protein 2B
Exons: 1
Coding region: 94-1155 (353 amino acids)
Biological process (GO): nuclear membrane reassembly; Golgi organization; autophagosome assembly
Cellular component (GO): cytosol; nucleus
Molecular function (GO): ubiquitin binding
Source: RefSeq, a predicted model, not a curated record